AUGCGGCCAGAGAAAAAGAGCAAGAACGUGCCCGCGGCGAGUGGCAGUGACCGCAUAGAUGCGCUUCCGGAUGACGUCCUGGAGCACAUCAUCGGCUUCCUGCCGGUGGAUGAGGCUGGCCGGACAUCGGUGCUCGCCAGGCGCUGGCGCCACCUUUGGAAGUACGCCACGGCCCUGCGAAUCAGGUGCGUCGAGGACGACGCGUGCUUCUCGCAUCAGCGAGGCUUGAAGCACUCCCAGGAUCCGGAGGCCAUCGACGGUAUGCUACGCCUCCGCGGACGUGCGCCCCUUCAAGUAUGUGAGCUCACGUUCGAUUGCUUCUACAAGGACGACGACGUUGUCCGCCUCAACCGUUGGGUCCGCCAUGUCGUGAUGUGCCAAGUUCAGAGGUUCAGGCUGGAGAACUUUUAUGCCGCUGAGUUCAUGGAGUUGGACAACCUGCCUCUCGUCUCGCGGCACUUGACCAGGCUAGAGCUUGUUGGCCUUUUGUUAAACAGCGAUUUUUGCGACUUCUCGAGCUGUCCGUCGCUACAACAUCUGGAGCUUAGCGACUGCUAUUUUCGGAAUGUCAAGAGGCUCUCAUCAGAUUCCGUGAAAUGGCUAAGCAUGACGGAUUGUAAUUUCAGCACAGAGAGCAGCACUCUUAUUCUUGUCCCAAGUCUUGUGUCACUACGCCUACAUGCCCACCUGUACAGGCCUCCUAUUCUUGGGAGCAUGCCAUUAUUGCAAGAGGCAUAUGUUAGAGUUCCCCUUUUGGAUAAUUUCCCGAUGGUUUGUGAAGAGGAAAAUUGUUACUCUUGUCAUGAUAUCAUGGAUAACAACAAGUGUGCCCUUCUGAAUGGUUUAUCAAAUGCGGAGAAGUUGGCAUUGCUAUCAGAAUCCACCACGUUUAUUUUCAAAAGCGAUUUGAAGCAGUGCCCUACAUUUAGCAAGUUAAAGACAUUGUUACUCAAUGAUCACUGGUGUGUACCUCCUGACUUCUCUGCACUAACCUGCAUUCUCAAGAACUCACCAGUGCUAGAGAUGCUCGUUCUUCAACUCUUUUCCAAGGAACAUGACCAUAUAGUGGAAAUAGAAGGAAGAUACCAUCCAAUGGUGGACAGAUCAGCUGUGAUAUCAAAAGACCUCAAGGCAAUCAAAAUCAAAUGUGAAGCGGUUGAUGAGAACGUCCACAAAAUUUUAAAGUUCAUGUGCACACUUAACAUAUGGAGGAAGAAUCUGGCCGUCAUGGCUGAUCCAUUGAGCCCUAGCAAUAUGGUUCUACAUGAAGAUGAUUAUGAGAAAGCUCGUGAAGAGUAUGAGGAAGCUCGUGAAUAG
Setaria italica (foxtail millet) is the source of this 1317-nucleotide messenger RNA. RefSeq names its product F-box/LRR-repeat protein At3g58940-like. NCBI's taxonomy places the organism in Eukaryota, Viridiplantae, Streptophyta, Magnoliopsida, Poales, Poaceae. Gene Ontology annotation, molecular function: protein binding. The record is from RefSeq and is a predicted model, not a curated record. The transcript has 4 exons. The coding region runs from base 1 to 1317 and encodes 438 amino acids.